Messenger RNA from Eutrema salsugineum, 1962 nucleotides. RefSeq names its product probable pectinesterase/pectinesterase inhibitor 13. The transcript has 3 exons. Bases 34 to 1854 code for a protein of 606 amino acids. Gene Ontology annotation, molecular function: pectinesterase activity; pectinesterase inhibitor activity. Lineage: Eukaryota; Viridiplantae; Streptophyta; Magnoliopsida; Brassicales; Brassicaceae. The record is from RefSeq and is a predicted model, not a curated record. Gene Ontology annotation, biological process: cell wall modification.
GCGAAAUUCUCAGAAUAUAAAAUAAAAGGUGAAAUGGCGUUUCAAGAUUUCGACAAGAUCCAAGAACGUGUAAACGCCAACAGGAAACGCAAGAUCAGGAAGAGGAUGAUCGUUGGAACAGUCUCUUUGCUUGUAGUUGUUGCUGCCAUUAUUGGAGGAGCUUUUGCUUAUGUUGCAUAUGAGAAGAAAAACGAACAACAAGCAAAGAACAACAACAAAAACAACGACAACAACGCCAAAUAUAGUCAGAAAAAGAGCCAGAGCCCUAGCCCAACCCCGAAGGUGCCUGUUUCAGUGGCACAAUCAGUGAAACCCGGUCAGACUGAUAUAAUAAUUCAAAAUCUUUGCAGUUCAACACUGUAUAAGCUAAGCUGCGAGAAAACGUUCAAGAACAGAACAGAGAAGAGUUUUUCUUUGGAAAAGCCGACAAUCAUUUUGCAGUCUGCCAUUAAAGCUGUCAAUGAAGAUCUCGACCGAGUUUUAGAGAAGGUUUUGAGUCUAAAGACCGAUAACCAGUUUGAUAAAGAUGCAAUUUCACAAUGUAAGUUGCUUGUAGAAGACGCUAAGGAGGAAAUUGUCGCAUCACUGAACAUAGUCAACAACACAGAAAUCAACAAUUUCUCAAAAAUAGUUCCCAGUUUGGACAGUUGGCUAAGCGCGGUGAUGUCAUAUCAGGAAACAUGCCUUGACGGGUUUGAGGAAGGUAGUCUAAAAUCUGAAGUUAAGAAGAGCGUAAAUUCUUCUCAGGUUUUAACCAGCAAUUCCCUCGCAAUGAUUCAAUCCUUUGGAGAAAAACUCUCUCCUGUUACAAAGGUCGCAACACGAAAUCUACUUGACAAAAUCCCAAAUUGGGUAAGCAAUGAGGAUAGAAGAAUGUUGAGGGCAGUUGAUGUGAAGGCUUUGAAUCCUAACGCUACUGUGGCUAAAGAUGGCAGUGGAAAUUUCACAAGCAUUAAUGAUGCUCUGAAAGCAAUGCCUGAGAAAUAUGAGGGAAGGUACAUUAUCUACGUAAAACAAGGUGUUUAUGAAGAAUAUGUAACUGUUGAUAAGAAGAAGGCAAACCUUACUUUGGUUGGAGAUGGAUCUCAGAAGACGAUUGUGGCCGGAAAUAAAAGCCACACAAAGAAAGUCCACACUUUUAUCACGGCAACAUUUGUUGCACAAGGAGAAGGGUUCAUGGCACAGUCAAUGGGGUUCUGGAAUACGGCUGGGCCAGAGGGACAUCAAGCUGUCGCAAUACGUGUUCAAUCUGAUCGAUCAAUUUUUCUCAACUGUCGAUUUGAAGGCUACCAAGACACAUUGUAUGCCUACACGCACCGUCAGUACUACAGAAGUUGUGUGAUUGUGGGAACAAUUGACUUCAUAUUUGGAGAUGCAGCUGCCAUCUUCCAAAACUGUAACAUCUAUAUCAGAAAGGGCAUUCCAGGACAAAAGAAUACGGUGGCCGUUCAAGGACGUGUCGAUCAGUUUCAGACAACUGGUUUUGUGUUCCAAAACUGUAAAAUUGCUGCAAACGAACAUCUUAUGCCUGUCAAGGCAGAGUACAAGAGUUAUCUUGGGCGACCCUGGAAGAGAUUCUCUCGAACAAUUGUAAUGGAAUCUACAAUUGAGGAUGUGAUCGAUCCGGUUGGAUGGUUGAGAUGGCAAGAUACAGAUUUUGCGAUAGAUACAUUGUAUUAUGCGGAGUACAAGAACAAAGGACCAUGUGGAGAUACAAGUACCAGGGUUAAUUGGCCUGGAUUUAGGGUCAUAAACAAGGACGAAGCUUUGAACUAUACUGUUGGACCGUUCUUACAAGGAGAUUGGAUUAAUGCAAUAGGUUCUCCCGUUAAGUUUGGUCUUUAUGAUGCUUGAUGAGAUUUUGUUGCUUGCUGAGAAGCUAAUGGGGUGACUUGUUUUGUAUUUAAGGGAUUCAGAAAUGAAUUAAAAAUUGCAUCCAUAAAUUGUUUUUUUGGACAUAUA